AUGUCGCUCUCGAUUUCUCAGCCAGCAACUACGGUACUUCUAGGCACCGCUCUCAUUAAAAUUACCGCUACUAAUGGAAUCUCUCAUGUCUUUCGAUGUCUGCUCGACAGUGGAAGUCAACUCAACUUCAUGACAGAGAGGGCAGCACAGCUAUUAAACGUCUCUCGUCACCGCUCUACUCACACAAUCGUGGGAAUAUCUGCAUCGCAAUCCUCGACAAAGGGACAUGCACUCCUAGAACUAUCCACACUAGGUAGUGAAGUAAUUGCUUCAAAUCAACCUUUCCAUAUUCUAGAUAGAAUUUCCGCUCCUUUGCCUCGUACUCAACUUUCUUUUGAGGUUUACAAACUGGUAAAACCUUUUGUCCUCGCAGAUCCGACCUUUCAUAUUCCUCAGAAUAUUGACAUUCUGAUAGGAGGUGCUUUGUUUCCAGAACUUCUUACUCAUCAAUCCUACCCAUUGGGCUCAAACCUUCCAUUCGUUAUUGGAACACGAUUGGGAUUUGUGUUAAUGGGCAAUGCACCAACUUUGUCUAACUCUUCUCCCACCUCAUGCCAUUCAUCUCUACUCUCCACUACGGACGAGCUACAUAAUACUCUACUUCGCUUUUGGCAACAAGAAGAGGUACCGCAGUGCAAUCUUAUCUCUGAAGACGAUCGCAUCGCUGAAGAUCACUUCAAAUCAACUCACUCCCGCUCUCCAGAUGGAACAUAUGUGGUUCGACUCCCUUUCAAGGACCAACAUCAACCACUGGGCACUUCAAAAUCUGCUGCUGAACAUAGACUUCACUCAAUUGAACGAAAGUUUGAAUCCAACUCUAAUUUCAAGGUAUUGUAUACACAGUUUAUGACUGAAUAUGAACAUCUCGGACACAUGGUCAAAGCAUCCCCUUCCGAUCUUUCGCAGCCACACUACUAUUUGCCUCAUCACGGUGUACUGAAGGAAACCAGUAGUACAACCAAACUUCGUACAGUUUUUGAUGGUAGUUGCAAAACCAGUACCGGUGUCUCACUAAAUGAUAUUCUUUUAACCGGUCACAAACUUCAGAUUGACAUUUGUGACAUUUUGUUGAAUUUUCGUUCACAUAAUUAUGUGUUCAGUUGCGAUAUAAGGAAAAUGUAUCGUUGCAUUCAAGUUCAUCCUGACGACCAGAAGUAUCAGUUAAUUUUAUGGCGUGAUCAAAAGACUCGAGAAAUCUCCACAUACAAAUUAACAACAGUUACAUACGGUCUUAGCAGUUCACCUUUCCAUGCCAUCAGAACGUUACAUCAACUUGCUGACGACGAAGGAGGGUCCUUCCCAGCAGCAGCCAAAGUUCUACGGGAUAAUACGUAUGUGGAUGACGUCAUCUGUGGAGCUCAUACACUCAACGAAGCUAAGCAACUACGAGAUCAGCUGAUUGAACUUCUUGCACGUGGUGGUUUUGAGCUAAGAAAAUGGACAUCCAAUUGCCCAGAAAUACUCCAAGAUUUGCCUCAAGAUCAUCUAGAAACACCAGUCUUUUUGGAAGCCACUAAUCACCCUCAUUUUGCCAUUCUUGGACUAAAUUGGUCACCCAUUUCAGAUUGUUUCACUUACAACUUAAGUCUCCCUGAUGGUCCUCCUACAAAACGAUCAGUGCUGAGCAUUAUAGCACGCAUUUUUGACCCUACCGGUUUUUUGUCACCCGUGACCAUGUGGGCAAAAACCCUCAUGCAAAUACUCUGGUCACAGGGUAUCCAAUGGGAUGACACUCUUCCAAAUGAACUCGCCGAAAAAUGGCACAUAUUCGUUGAUGAAACCUCUCUACUUUCAAGUAUUAAGAUCCCUCGCUCGUUCCAUUUCACUACCACAUGUUUCUUACAAUUCCAUGGAUUUUCAAAUGCCUCCGAAGUAGGAUACUCAGCAGUUUUAUACUUCCGCUGUGAGUUUUCAACUGGAGAAAUCAUCACUCGUCAGAUUCUCGCAAAAACACGUGUAGCUCCUUUGAAACGUGUUACUCUACCCCGCUUGGAACUAUGUGGUGCAUACUUACUUGCAAAAUUCACAACCUACUGUUGUACAAUUUUCAAAGAAAAGAUUGACCUUCCUCAAACUACAUUGUGGUGUGAUUCAUCAGUAACCCUCACUUGGUUACACACCCCCUCAUAUCGACUUAAAACGUAUGUUGCCAACAGAGUUGCUCAAGUCCAAGAAUUGAUCCCCUCUCACUCCUGGCGCUACGUUCCCUCAACAGACAACCCCGCUGAUUGUGCGUCACGUGGUUUGCUUCCCGCUCAACUCAUUGAUCAUCCUCUAUGGUGGAAUGGCCCUCCAUGGUUAACUCUUUCAGAUGAUCAUUGGCCAUCUAAUCGCUUCGUUCCCAUCAACUUGCAAGACACUCAAGAAUGUAAAACAACUCCUCUAAAUGUCCUAGUUUCAACCCAACCUCCAGAAUGGGAUCUUCUCUCCAAGUACUCAUCGUGGUCCAAACUACUUAGAGUAACAAGCUAUGUCUUGCGGUUUAUCCACAAUGCACGUAGCUCUGACCGAAGACAUGGGCAUCUCACCGUCUCUGAACUUAAGAACUCAGAGCGUACCAUCAUCAAGGAUUCAUCGCUGCACUCACACGAUUCAUCUCCCGAAGAGGAUUCUGUAAAGAUAUCUAUUCCGACUGUGGCACGAACUUCAUAUGGCCCUGAUUCUGCACUGCGUCGAACAAUCAAAAACACUCUGCGCACCAAAGAAUCUGAAGAACAACUAUUGCAUUUCACUUCAUCCAGGAAAAUAAAUUUCCAUUUCAAUCCUCCUGCUUCGCCCCAUCAAGGUGGUCUAUGGGAAGCAGCAGUGAAAAGUGUCAAAUACCAUCUGCGCCGUGUCAUGGGUGAACACAUUCUUACUCUCCUAGAAUUCAUGACUCUGACUACACAAAUAGAGGCAAUCCUCAAUUCCCGUCCUUUGACACCAUUAUCUAACGACCCUAAUGACUGUUCAGCACUCACUCCAGGACAUUUCCUCAUAGGAUCUCCGCUGGCAUCAAUUCCAGAAGAAGACCAUGCUGAUAUUCCACUAACUCGGCUCAAAAGAUGGCAUCUAGUACAAGCUCUCCACCAAAGGAUUUGGAAGCGCUGGCAACUAGAGUACCUUCAUACACUCCAGCAACGAUCCAAGUGGACUCAUAAGACAGAAAACAUAAAAGUUGGAGAUCUAGUCUUGAUCCACUCUUCAUCGCCUCCUUUGUCCUGGCCCCUUGCCCGUGUCACACAGUUGCAUCCUGGCACAGAUGGACAAGUCAGGGUUGUUGAUCUGAAGACUCAACACGGUUACCUUACUAGACCAGUUGUUAAAGUGUUCCCUCUCCCUCAAAACUAA
Molecule: messenger RNA, 3330 nt
Organism: Macrosteles quadrilineatus (aster leafhopper)
Lineage: Eukaryota; Metazoa; Arthropoda; Insecta; Hemiptera; Cicadellidae
Exons: 2
Coding region: 1-3330 (1109 amino acids)
Molecular function (GO): nucleic acid binding
Source: RefSeq, a predicted model, not a curated record